CAGCACGCGUUCAGAGUGUAUUCUCUCUCUGUCAGCGCUGUACUGCACGGACUGCUCUUGCACGAGUGCUUCAUCACUGAGCUUGACCGGCACAGAAACCCUCACCAGCUGCGCCUAAACACAGCCAUGCUCUUAGGAAGUUCCUGUCAUAGCAACACACUCCCUGCAUUGGUUCGGACUCCUUCUCUAAUGAUGCAGUCCGGUCUGGACAUGAAGCCCUUCAUGACCUUCCCCGUGGAGAGCUCCUCUCCGGUCGGCCUGUUCCCUAAUUUCAAUACGAUGGACCCUGUCCAGAAAGCAGUAAUCAACCACACAUUUGGAGUCUCCAUUCCUCCCAAGAAAAAGCAAGUUAUUUCUUGCAACAUCUGUCAGCUCCGCUUUAAUUCAGAUAGCCAAGCCGAGGCGCACUACAAAGGCACUAAACAUGCCAAGAAGCUCAAAGCACAGGAGUCCACGAAAAAUAAGCAGAAAAGUGCAGCCGCCCAGGACAGCGGCGCUAAGACAAUCACCACCACCGUCACUUCCUCCUGCACUGCAAUCACUGCCAGCUGCUCUGACCAACCAGAGAAAAGUGAAGAGCCACUGGCUGCGCACAAAGUCCCUGCCUCCCCGCAAGCCUUUGUGCCAGCUCCUGCUGCGCCUGCAGUGGCAUUAGUGCCCAACCCUUGCAAGACGGCACCCACGCAUGCCAGCCCACCCACUGAGCCGACAGGACAUGCAGCGGCCCUGAAGAACACCUCCAAACCAGCAGCGCUGCCAACAGCCCCAUCAGAGCCCAGCGCGGAGACCGAGGAGGAGAAAGCCAAGAAGCUCCUGUACUGUUCGCUGUGCAAAGUGGUUGUCAACUCCCUCUCACAGCUGGAGGCACACAACACAGGUUCAAAGCACAAAACAAUGCUGGAGGCACGAAAUGGAGCUGGACCCAUUAAAUCGUACCCCAGACCCGGGUCCAAACUCAAAGUUCAGGCCACACAACUUAACAAAGGCUCAGGCUUACAGAACAAGACGUUUCAUUGUGAAAUCUGUGAUGUCCACGUCAACUCAGAAAUCCAGCUUAAGCAGCAUAUCUCCAGUAGGCGGCACAAGGACAGAGUGGCAGGCAAACCCACCAAACCCAAAUACAGCCCUUACAACAAGCAGCAGCGGAGCUCCAGCUCUCUGGCAGCCAAACUCGCCCUGCAGAACGACUUGGUGAAGCCCCUUUCACCGGCUUUUCUCUCCACACCCUUCUGCCCCACCACAGUCCCGUCCAUCUCCCUCCACGCUCGUCCCAACACCUCCAUCUUUCAGACGGCCUCGCUUCCGCACUCCUUUCUCCGCGCCGCUCCGGGACCGAUCCGACCCACCACGGGCUCCAUCUUAUUUGCGCCUUACUGAGUGAGCGCCCACAUCGGAACGGUUGUUUCUCGAACUAUGCCAUGCUACGGCUGUAUGCCGAAGUGCAGAUCUUGAAACAGUGGUGUAUUUAUUAAAUCUGUAUCCUCAACUGUCCUCACUGUCACAAAACCCAGGAAGGAUGUCGUCUUUGUGAGGGCUUUUGCAUUUGAAAAAAUGUUGAACUGCUUCCUGAAAGACUUGAAUUAUCAUGGUCUUCCUUUUCAACUCAACCAACCAACCAACUCCAGACAAGCACAUGUAUUGAGGCGCUGUCGGAAACCAUCCCAGAUCUUACCGUAGGACAGUACGUGUUCAUUCAACGGCUUGAUGUUGUCAGGGAGCCUGUGAUGCAGUUUUUGACCUGUGUGCUGUCUUGUAUGGUGUAGUCAAUAAGCUCAGUCACCAGUACUUCGGUGAUGCCCACUCUUUCCAUUUUAACAGGAAACACAACAUUUCUCUUCACACGUGUUCAGGUUCCUCUUUUCGUCAUAUAAGUAGAUUCAACCUGUUUUCAUCAUGAAACAAACUGUGUAAUAGGAAAACCGUGGGCCUUUCAUCUCUCGGUGAUAUCCUUAUUUGUCACGAGACUGUAAUCAUCUGCAGCUCUCUGAUAAUGCAAUAAUGUAUAGAUCAUUGAAUAUUGAUAUUCUCCAUAGUGUAUUUAAUGUUUACCUGCCAGGUUGCAAUACUAGUUGUAUUUUAUGAGCUGAAGGAGGCACUAAGAGAGCUAGGUACAAUAUUUGGUACAUUAUUUUUAGAAAUCAAGAGAGAACAAUUUCCAUUGACUGAGAAUUCUUUAUUUGGCUGUGGAAUUUCAUCGUCCAUUGUAUAAAUGUAUUUAUGUAUGAGAGUCUGUACAUAAAGAUACUACAUUUUGAAUA
Sinocyclocheilus anshuiensis is the source of this 2258-nucleotide messenger RNA. RefSeq names its product zinc finger protein 385B (gene znf385b). Gene Ontology annotation, cellular component: nucleus. Gene Ontology annotation, molecular function: nucleic acid binding; zinc ion binding. The record is from RefSeq and is a predicted model, not a curated record. The coding region runs from base 127 to 1377 and encodes 416 amino acids. NCBI's taxonomy places the organism in Eukaryota, Metazoa, Chordata, Actinopteri, Cypriniformes, Cyprinidae. The transcript has 8 exons.